Messenger RNA from Macrosteles quadrilineatus (aster leafhopper), 2253 nucleotides. RefSeq lists its product as uncharacterized. Bases 48 to 1802 code for a protein of 584 amino acids. The transcript has 9 exons. Gene Ontology annotation, molecular function: adenylate cyclase inhibiting G protein-coupled glutamate receptor activity. The record is from RefSeq and is a predicted model, not a curated record. NCBI's taxonomy places the organism in Eukaryota, Metazoa, Arthropoda, Insecta, Hemiptera, Cicadellidae.
AACCCUCAGGUAGCCUGCGCGGGCAACCAAUACCUCACCACUUCACGAUGAGACGACAUAACACACUUCAUGCUUUUCUCUUGAUCACACUAUUCACCCUACAAUGCUGUGUCCCCUCCUCCACUGCAGGCUGUUCAGGCUCCAGCUCAGCUGUUUUGUCUGCAUUGCUGCCACUACACGCGGGAGAAGACUGCUCACAACUACAACUCAGAGGCUUGCAACAGUUGGCUGCACUGCGGGCGGUUGUUAGUGAUGUCAACAACGAACUGAAGGCCCAAGAUGGACUCACUAUUGGGCUAUUGGUGCAGGACACCUGUUCUUCACCAGAAGGUGCCAUGAAGGCAGCCCUUCGCACUCUGGUUGACAUUCAACAAACCUGCUCCAACCCGCCUCUAUACCUCGGUAUGGUUGGACCGGAGGACUCAGAUUCUCUGUCUAAGGUGAAAGCUGUCUCCAGAGUUUUCAAUGCGACCCACGUUGUGCCGUUCUUCCACAGUGUAGCCAAGGAGUCUGAAGAAGACAGUGUCUUCUACGUCAGUAUGGAACGGCUCAAGGAACAAGCCCAGAGCCUGCUGGCCAUAGUGAAGAAGCUGAACUGGCAAAGUUUCUCCUUAGCAUUUGAAGAGCCGAUGUCUGAGCUGGCAGAAAUCCUGAUCCAUGCUGUCAAGGAGGACAGCUCAGUGUGCGUGAAGGGGUCUGUGUCUAGGAUGCAUGUGCAGGCUGCGGUCCCCAACAUUUUUGGUGGUAGCCAGGAUGGAGUUGUAGUUCUAGCAGACUCUCACCAGAUGGCAGCUAAGGUGCUCCAGUCUUACCAAGCGCUGACAACUCCUCUGAUAUUGAUGGUUCGCACGGCAGGACUAGAGGCGUGGCAGGUACCUAGGUCUGCCUCCAAGAUGUACCUCAUGCAGCAAAUCAGCGCAUCAGACGAGAAUGUUCCGCAAACUUUGAACACAACACUGAUGAGCCAAUAUGAGGCCCAGAAACAAGCAGAGUUCAAAAUCCAUUGCAAAGAUAUCACCAACGCAGCUGAUUGUGCUGUUGAGAGUAACACCCAGGACGCCUUGUUGGAGAACAUUGAUGUAUCUGCGACCGGGAUGGCCAACGCUGUCCGUUUGAUAGGCUCGGCGCUGCGUACGUCCCAUCGUGCUCGUUGCCUGGCAGGCAGCUCUCCCGUGUUCGGCAUGUGCGCCAAGCUGCUGGCUCUACCAUCUGGUGAAUGGCACUCGGCGCUGCGCCGGGCCACAGCUACCACCAAGCAACCUGACAACACCAGAGUGAGAUUCCUCAUGGAGCUUCCUACCAGCUUCAGCAUCUACAGCAGGGACAACAACGAGGGAAAUCUAGUCAAGGUGGCCUCUCUUACGGCAGGCACUCUGAAACAACUGGCCGGCUACAAUUUCCCCGCAAUGCAGCACGCUGCGAAUCUAACAUCUUGUGGAGAAACCCCCAAGAUCCCCAUUGCCCCACCACCCAUCGUCAUAGCUGCCCCGCCACCAGCCGGUGAGUACACUGAGGGUCCGACCCUGAGGGACCUCUACACCUCCGAGUACUCCUUCUACGAGCUCGUAGGAAUGAUCUGCGGCGUUGGCUUCAUCAUGUUCGGUGUCAUGGUGGUCAUAAUCUACGUCAUCUACAACAACCUCGUGGAGAAGACGGAAAAGGAAAGCACCGGUGGAAGUUUAGAGUCCGUACCUGCUAGGGCCGCUAGGCCUACCACUCGGGACCGUGCUUCCAGAGCCGCACGAGGACUGCGGGACACCUUCCGUCGGAACUCCUCCGUCCGAUCCUCAACACACUCUUAAUCGCAGAUUUUGAAACACACAUUCAUUCACCAUUGUCAUCUAAGAAACUAUUGAGAAAAUACAAAAAAAUAGAAACUUAGAAAAUAAGAAAAUAAAGUGAAACUACUUGUUGUUAAGCUCUAGUUGUUCGAGGAAUGAAAAAUAUACUGUUGACUUAGAGAGUGAUGUUUGCUGAAUAAAACAGGUAUUGAAGUCAGAGCAACUAUAACAUAAUGUGAUUAGUAUGUAUUAUUGUAAGUUUUCAGUAAAUACAAUUUGUAAUUCAUUGUUUUAUUAUAAUAUCAGUUACUUCCAUGUAAAUUAUGGUUAUACAGUUUUAAGACAUUUAUUUUUGGCAUACAAUUAUAUAUUUUUACUCAUGACUUUUUUCUAAAUUAGACUAUUAGGAAGGUUUUAUACUUAUUUACAAAAAUAAAUAAAUAUGACUAAGAUCAGAUUGUGUUUACUGAUA